AUGGCCCCAAAACGCACCGCCGCACCAGCAGCAACAACAGGCCCCGUCCCCGCGCCCUCACCACCCACCAUGCCCUCCGCAUCAUCAUCAUCCUCCGCACCCGCAGCAUCCUCCUCCUCUCUUCUUUCCUCCGGCCCCAAAACCCUCACCCAGAACUCCUCUAUCUACGACAUCGCUCACACGGUCUGGCAGCAGUAUUUGGCUACUACGCCGCAGCGCACAAUGCUGCUUGAUGCGUUCAUGGGAUUCUUGGUGCUCGUUGGUGGUGUGCAGUUUGUUUAUUGUGUUGUUGGGGGGAAUUAUCCGUUCAAUGCCUUCCUGAGUGGGUUUUGUGCCGCUGUAGGACAGUUUGUUCUUACGGCGAGUUUGAGGAUGCAGACUAGUGCUGCUACUUCGUCUUCUUCUUCGACUGGGGGUGGUGGUGGUGGUGCGAAAGGGAAGGGAGGGAAGAAGGUUGUCAAGGGAGAUGCUGCGGAGGAAGGGAGUGGUGGUGUUUCGGCUGAGAGGGCAUUCGCGGACUAUGUCUUUGGGAGUUUGAUUCUGCAUUUCUUUUGUAUUAACUUUAUUAACUAG
Molecule: messenger RNA, 573 nt
Organism: Aspergillus luchuensis
Lineage: Eukaryota; Fungi; Ascomycota; Eurotiomycetes; Eurotiales; Aspergillaceae
Gene: OST2
Product: putative oligosaccharyl transferase subunit Dad1
Exons: 3
Coding region: 1-573 (190 amino acids)
Biological process (GO): protein N-linked glycosylation
Cellular component (GO): oligosaccharyltransferase complex; membrane
Source: RefSeq, a predicted model, not a curated record